Penicillium macrosclerotiorum is the source of this 2199-nucleotide messenger RNA. RefSeq lists its product as uncharacterized. Lineage: Eukaryota; Fungi; Ascomycota; Eurotiomycetes; Eurotiales; Aspergillaceae. Gene Ontology annotation, molecular function: acetyltransferase activity; lipoic acid binding. Gene Ontology annotation, cellular component: mitochondrion; cytoplasm. The transcript is spliced from 7 exons. The coding region runs from base 1 to 2199 and encodes 732 amino acids. The record is from RefSeq and is a predicted model, not a curated record.
AUGGACGACAUGGUGCCAAUCACUCCUAAUCCAAAAUCCAAAGCCCAUCUCUGGAAAUAUGCAGACGCAUUGCCUCAUCUACAAAAAGCCAGCCAACUGGUACCAGAAGAGCAGGCAGAGCGGAGGGUCCUUAUGCUUGUAAACCCCAACAUGAGUCCACCAUACACCACAGACACAAUCUACGGGGGUCUUCAGAUAGUGAAUCCUGGUGAGACUGCACCGGCCCAUCGACAUAUUGCCUUUGCCGCUCGGUUCAUUAUCGAUGGCGAGGGAUUCACCGCCGUUGAAGGCAAAAGAAUGCCCCUAAAGCGUGGUGAUGUGAUUGUUACCCCGACGUGGCACUGGCAUGAUCAUGGCAAUGAAUCGAAAGAGCCAGUUAUCUGGCUUGACAUGUUAAACUUGCCUCUCUUUCGAUAUGCGCCAGUUAACUUUGCUGAAGAUUAUAUUGCUCCACGAUAUCCGAGCAAAUUAUGCGACCCAUGUGAGUGGUGUAUUCCUUGGGAUGUUGCUGAAAGUGCACUCGAAAGUUCAGAUUUGCCUCAUGCGGUGUACUCUUAUCUGCAACCCAAUGGCCAACCACUUUCUACCACGCUUGGCAUUCAGGCGGAACGGCUGAAUGCCGGUGCUAUAUCAGAGUCUCGUGAUAGCAGCUCAUAUGUCUAUCAUUGCUAUGAAGGCCAUGGUCGUACUGAAAUUGAGUCCCCUAGAGGUGAAAAGUCUGCAUUCAACUGGGGUCCAAGAGAUACAUUUGCCGUGCCAGCCUGGUCGAAGCUAAAGCAUAUCAAUGUGUCCGAGACAGAGAAGGCCUAUUUGGUUGCGAGCCGACCCCAGAGUCUUCUCCGCACUCAAUGUUCCGUACCGCCCGUCCUGAACCGCGCAUUCCAUGCCGGCGCUUCAUUGUUGGGAACCAAGUCACAAAUUCUCAAGGACGUUGGCGAAGGAAUCACCGAGGUCCAGAUCAUUCAGUGGUACGUGGAGGAAGGGGCCCAUAUCGAGGAGUGGAAGCCCCUGUGUCAGUAUCAGUCUGACAAAGCUGUUGACGAUAUCACAUCUCGUUACGAAGGCGUCAUCAAGAAACUACAUUUCGAAGCAGAUGAUACGGUUCCUACUGGCAGGGCCCUCUGCGACAUUGAAGUGGACGAUGGAAAAUAUCCAGAUGAUCACCCGCCGCCUGUAUCUGCGCCAGCCGAACCUGCGCCAACUCCCAAUGCGGUACCUGCUACAACUGCGGCUGAAUCAUCUCACCUCGAAUAUCAAUCAUCUGAAGAACCCACAGAUAUCCCCAAGUCCAAGCAUGCAUCCUUAGCAACACCAGCUGUUCGAGGACUUUUGAAGACCCAUAAUAUAAAUAUUCUUGACGUCAACGGAACGGGCAAGGACGGGCGCGUUCUCAAGGAAGAUGUGCUCAGGUUUGUGGAGACAGUAGGCUCCGCGGCCGCACUUCCCUCCUCCUCCUCACCUCCCUCAUCCACUACACCGGACACCCGGCAAAUGGAAAUGGUGACGGAUCUCACCCGUAUUCAAGCCGCGAUGUUCAAGACAAUGACCAAAUCCCUGAACACUCCCCAUCUGCUAUAUGCCGACGAACUAAACGUCGGCGACAUCACCUCCAUCCGGAAGAAGCUUGCCAACGAUGCCCGUGACCCGAAGAAGGUCACAUCCCUACCUUUUAUUGUCAAAGCCGUGUCCCUGGCUCUGAACGACUUCCCCCUACUCAACGCCCGAGUCGAUACUAGCGACCCCAACAAGCCCAAACUCAUAAUGCGAGCCAAACACAACAUCGGCAUUGCUAUGGAUACACCCAAUGGCCUGAUCGUGCCCAACAUCAAAGAUGUAGCCAGUCGAUCUAUUUUCGAUAUCGCCUCUGAGAUCUCGCGACUCAGCGCGCUUGGAAAGAGCGGGAAAUUAGGGCCAGCUGAUUUGAAUGGCACUACUAUUACUGUUUCCAAUAUUGGGAACAUCGGCGGAACGUAUGUUGCGCCAGUGAUUGUCCCAACCGAGGUGGCUAUUUUGGGCGUUGGGCGGACGAGGACGAUACCUAUCUUCGAUGAUGAAGGUCGGGUAACGCGGGGCGAGAUGGUGAAUUUUAGCUGGAGUGCGGACCACCGUGUAAUCGACGGGGCGACCAUGGCACGUAUGGGCAAUCGAGUGAAGGAAUUGAUCGAGGCACCUGAGCUGAUGCUCUUGAAUCUGAGGUAG